AUGGCUUCCUCCUUUCAGCUCUGCAACAUGCCCAAUCCAAAUCCGUCUGAUACCACCAAUCUGAUAGGCUCACCCGCUAACCGGCGCAGAGAGAAGCCUCAAUUAUCCUGUAAUCUUUGCAGAAGAAGAAAAUUGAAAUGUGACCGCCGCACACCAUGCUCCACCUGCGCAAUGCGAGGUCUCUCUGCGUCGUGUACUUAUGUCCCUAUCAGCGGAACUGGUUCUCGGCCUCGGCCAGAAAUACCAAAGCCUUUGAAUAUGCAAGACAAACUUGAACAGCUUGAGCAUCUUGUCAUUUCUUUGAAAAGGAGCCUGAAUGAGAAAUCAAACAAAGGUCAAGCUGCUGAAAAGGCUUCGUUGAGAGUGUCUGAAUCUCAAAGUCACGAUCAAUGGGAGUCGAAAGAUGACGAAGUCUUGGAUGGAGUCGGCAGUAUCAGCCUGGAGAAUGAUGGAGCUAAUUAUUUUGAAAGUGCACAUUGGACUGCAAUCCUUGCUGAAAUAUCAGACCUCAAGGACCAAUUUGAAGAUGGCUUUGUAGUUGUUGAUUCCGAGCCUGAGCCAGUUCUUGGGGGCUUGGAACUUCCUUUCGGGCAAUAUCAAAGCGCAACCAAGGAGGAGAUCAUCAUGGCAAUUCCGGUGAGGCAGGUAGUUGAUGAGCUGGUGAAUCAGUAUUUUCAAGGCGAAGUUGCUCAUGGGCUUAUCCAUAGCACGACGUUUCUCAAACAGUACGAGAACUUCUGGGCCAACCCCUUCGAAACACCUAUCAUGUGGAUUGGCCUCCUCUUCUCCAUCAUCUGCCUCUCCUCGUGCAAUCUUGAGCUUGCCUUAUCCAGCACCAACAAAAUAACCGGCACCACAGUACCAUCUCAGACCUCCUACUACCUCCAAAAAAUUACCCAAUGUCUCAUCCUGGGAUCCUAUCAAAAAGCCCCUCCACACACCCUCGAAACUCUCCUGCUCUACAUGAGCAUAACCUACCACCACUCCCCCGACACCCAGCUCUCAAUCUACAUCCUGCUUGGCAUCAUAGUCCGUCUUGCUUUACGAAUGGGAUAUCACGACGAUGGGUCUCACUUCCCGCGUCUCUCCCCCUACGAGAUCGAAAUGCGACGUCGAAAAUGGGCAAUCAUAUCCCUGUGGGACAGAGUGACAUCCGUGCAAGUCGGCCUACCCAGUAUGAUCAAGCCGGACAAUGUGAUACGCCCUUCUACAUACGCGGAGAUCCUAAACAUGGAUACGCUCCUCUCCAAAGCAUAUUCUUCUAUCCCGAACAUAUUGAAAAUCAAGCCUCUCGGCGAAUCACUAAGCGACCCUUCACACUUGAUCAUAUGCCGGAUCUUCUUACUUCUCGUGUUCCACAAAGCACAGAUCACAUUACAUAGAAAAUACCUUGUGCCUGCGCGGAAAGAUCAACGAUAUACUUACAGUAGAUUGCUGUGUGUGAAAGCUGCGAUAGUGAUGCUGGGGUGGCAGGAAGAGGUGGAGAGAGAGUGUGGAGUUGGGGGUAGGUUCGAGGUGGAGAAAUGGAAGAUCAGCAGUCUGGUGAGGAUGGAGUUUUUGGUUGCAACGACGGUGCUUUGUUUGGAUUUGGAUUGGGAGAUCAAAAAUUUGAAACCAGGUUCGGAUGCAGACUCGAAUUCCGAGACUGUUGAGAGGGACUGUGAAGGUAGAACGACGAGACAUAGCAAUGGGGAUGGAGGCCGUACUUAUCCGGGUAGAGCAGACAUCGUCAAAGCUCUGACGACAUCCUAUCAUAUCUGGCAAAGAUUCGCGGAGACAUCAAAGGAAGCGAAGAAAGCCGCCACCGUCAUACGGAUCUUACUUUCGAAAGCUCACAGCCAUGCUUCAAUGACCUCAUCAACGGCACCUGUAACAGUGCCUGCAAUUGCAGCGUCAAGCAGUGUGGAGAUGCGAACAUAUGCCAACUCAGCACAUCAGUCUCUAAACUCGAACCAUAUUGACCAGUUUCAACCCCAGUACUCCAAUUUUAGUGCCACAAAUCCCAUACCGCAAGAACUUAACCAGCCCCUGUUCAUGGACACCUGGCUGCCACCAGAUGUAGAAGGCGGAAAUGGUUUGGGAUUCUACCCAGACACGAAUAGUGAUCCGUAUGACAUGGCAAACUGGGGACUAGAUGAGUAUGCUGGAGGUGCUGGAGCUAUUGCGUGGGAUAGCAUGGAGGGAUUUGAGGGGAUGGGAGAGUUUACUUCAUGAGGAGAGAGGAUGAAGAUGUUCGAGACUCCUCCGGUAUUGCUGCACUGAACGGUAAGCAUUGAGUUUCGGUUAUGCACGUCUUGGCGAGGAGUUUCGAAGAAUAUUAAACGAGACGAAAGUAAACAAAGCACACACGUAGUAGGAAAACCGAAAAUUGA
Molecule: messenger RNA, 2372 nt
Organism: Cadophora gregata
Lineage: Eukaryota; Fungi; Ascomycota; Leotiomycetes; Helotiales; Ploettnerulaceae
Exons: 7
Coding region: 1-2214 (737 amino acids)
Biological process (GO): regulation of DNA-templated transcription; DNA-templated transcription
Cellular component (GO): nucleus
Molecular function (GO): zinc ion binding; DNA binding; DNA-binding transcription factor activity, RNA polymerase II-specific
Source: RefSeq, a predicted model, not a curated record